UUCCCACCCGCACGCGCGCAUCUCCCUUCUUCCCCUGUUCAUAUAUACUCAUUUCCCUUAUUCCUUAACCCCAUAACACACACACACCCAAAAAUAAACUCUUCAUUGCAUUUUCUCUCUCCUUAUUCUAAUUUCAAAAUCUCCAACACAUGUACGUACUCACGACCACUUGCUCAUAAAAAAGUCUAUUGUAUUGUACACUGUUGUGAAUUAGGGUGUUGAUAAAUUAGGACGAAGGUACACCAGAGUGUUCGUGUUUGUGUUUGUGUUUGUGUUAGAUCACAUGGUGAUGUUUUCUCACUAAUUACGCCUUAGUGUGUGCAGCUUUUGACAUUCUCUUAGCAGACAACUGCUACAAUUUCUUUCACAUGCUCUCUUCUUAUAUAGCAUGAAAAUCUCUCAUCUAAGUUCAUACUACUAGUACUAGUCUACUACUACUUAACUAGUUAUUGCUAGAGUUAUAUCAAUAACAUUGUUCUUGUUGCAACAUUGUUAAUUAGCAUGUCUAAAAUUGAGACUACAGUUCACAACAAUGUUACACACAAAAGGAGGGGUAAGAACCCUUCAUUCUCCUCCAUCCUCCUCGACGCCAUUUAUCGGUCGAUUGACGAGGAUGACGACUAUCCCCGUACUACCCCUACCUCCCCCACGAGAAGCAUUGUUAACCAAAGUACUGAUUGUAAUAGUAAUGAAGAAGCUGCGAAAAAUCGUAGAAAUAAAAUGAGAAGUGAUAGUACCUUGGAGACGGUUGAUCUCCGCCGUGCAAUUAUGAUUGAGUCAUGGAUGGAGAGACAACAACAACAACCGCAACAGCCGCCGCAGCAACCACCGCAGCGGAAACAUUUUCAUCUAGGCGAUGUGAUUGAUCAGAAGAUCAGGAUCGUUCGUCAGAAAUCUGUUCCCAGUAUACCAAGAGUUAAUUCAGAUGAUUCGUCAUCGUCGUCGUUAUGCUUCACGAAUCUCAGUACUCCUCGCUCCUCUUCGAGCGAUCAUUCGUCUUCGAGAAUCUUCACGAAGACGAAAUCUCGCGCGCUGAAGAUCUACGGCGAACUGAAGAAAUCAAAGCAGCAGAACACUUCUCCAGUUUCUCCAGGUAGGAGAAUUGCAGCGUUUCUAAAUUCAAUCUUCAGAAACACAAGCGGUUCUCCGGUGAUAAAUUCGCCGGAGAUAAAGCUCAAUACGCCGGCGAAGACUGCAAUGACGGAAACGACGAACUCAACAUGUUCGACAGCAUCGUCGUUCUCGAGGUCAUGCUUGAGCAACAAAACGCCAUCAUCGUCGUCGUCCGGGAAAUCAUCCAGUACUCCAGGAACAAAGCGAUCAGUGAGAUUCUAUCCAGUAAGUGUAAUUGUCGACGAAGACGGCCAUAAAUCGUUACAGAAGAACUCGAAUCGAGAUUUUGAGAAGCUCAUAUCGAAUACACAAUUCGGCGGCAAAACCCUAGAUCAGCAGCAGAAACGGAGGAGAGAGAAAGAGAUUGACGCAUUGAUGAUGAUGAUCAAAACGAAUUGCGGCAACAUUCAACAGCGUCAUGUAUCGAGUUUGAACAAACAUUGCGGCGACGACGACGAUGAUGAAGAAAUGGAGGAGGUAGAUGAUGAAGAAGAAGAUGAUGAUGAUGAUAAUGGAAGUUGUGCGAGCUCAGAUCUUUUUGAAUUGGAAAAUUUGAGCUCACUUGGUGUUAGUCGGUAUUAUGAGGAGUUGCCGGUGUACGGAACUACUAGUUUGGAGAACCUAACGGCUUAAUUAUAAUUAUUUUUAAUUAUUAUUUCUUAAUUCAGUUGUUUUUUCUUUUAUUUAUUUGAUUUAGGGUUUAAGUUUAGGAUGUGAAUGUAAUUGAUGGUGUUUGGAAGUUGAUAAAUAUAUUAACUUUGGUUUAAAUUAAUGAGAAAUCACAAGGCUUUUUCA
This is a messenger RNA of Spinacia oleracea (spinach), 1908 nucleotides long. RefSeq names its product protein BIG GRAIN 1-like B. The record is from RefSeq and is a predicted model, not a curated record. The coding region runs from base 502 to 1746 and encodes 414 amino acids. Gene Ontology annotation, biological process: auxin-activated signaling pathway. NCBI's taxonomy places the organism in Eukaryota, Viridiplantae, Streptophyta, Magnoliopsida, Caryophyllales, Amaranthaceae. The transcript has a single exon.